CUUUCAACACCGCAGGCCGAAUAAUCGGCCACGACGUCAUGAGUCCCCAGACACCGCAGGCCGAUUAUUCGGCCACAGAAAUCGUAUACCUUUCAACACCGGAGGCCGUUUAAUCGGCCAGCGCGUCUUGAUGUAAACAACAUAUGUUUCUACAUCCGUUUCUCGCUGUAAAAGGUCAGGUGACAGUCUAAAACUAGAUUUGAGGCAUUAUGGGAUGUUGAUGACGAAAUUUCCUUUCUUUUUCGCGGGAAAAUUGAACAGGGAGGUAUACUUUUUCCGAGGUGAGUUUUCGCGUUGCGAUUUGAUUUUACCACUCUUGCGUAAUGGCUGCCAGUCAUGAAUCGGAUAGCGACGAGUUUUCGGACAACGAUUUCAUUGAUGAUGUAGGUGGUUUUGAUUUAGUUGAACUAAAUGCCGAUGCUGAACUUGAAUUUCGCGAACUUUUCGGAGACUCGGAUGACGACGACGACGAUUUUGCAGGUUUCAUGGAAUAUUUUCCACCAGACUUUUCUAUGUGGGUUUGGAAAAAGGAUUACGAUGGUGGGCGUGACCGCAAGGAAUUUGUGAGUGAAACUGGUCCCGUUAGGGUUGAUUUGCCUGAAGACAGGCGCAAUUCUAUUGGUUUUUUUCAGUUGUUUUAUUCAGAUGAUGUGUUUGAACAAAUAACAUCGGCAACAAAUGACAACGCGAACAACAAACGGACCCGAGAUCCUGACAACAACAAAGGUGAGUGGCACGAUGUUACUGUUGAAGAAAUGAAAGCUUUCUAUGGUGUCUUACUGUACAUGGAUGUUGUCAGGCUUGACAGGGAUGAAAUGUACUGGCAUUCUGGCUCUAGUUAUACUUGGUUGAAAUUUCCAAUUAGUGAAGUGUUUUGUAGAACCAGAUUUGUUCAAAUCAAGAGGUAUUUACAUUUCAAUGAUGACACACCUGUGCCUGGUGACAAAUUGUUCAAGGUCAGGUAUAUUCUUGAUACCAUGAGAACAGCUUUUCAGAGUCAUUACAGACUUCACAAGCAGGUGUCAGUGGACGAGGCUAUGGUUCCUUUCAAGGGCAGGCUUAGUAUCAAGCAAUACAUGAAGGACAAGCCUACCAAGUUCGGAGUGAAAGUCUGGGUAUUGGCGGACUCCGUCACCGGGUAUUGUUGGAAUUUUGAUGUCUAUGCUGGUAAGUAUGGAACUGAAAUUGACCGCAAGCUAGGCCUUGCUGGACAGGUAGUUAUCAAAUUGUGUGAAAACAUAAUGAACAAGGGUCAUGUCAUCUUCACUGACAACUUUUAUACCAGUGGUACUCUUGGUGAUUAUCUGUUGCAGAAAGAUACCUACCUGUGUGGCACAGCUCGUACCAACAGGAAGGGCUACCCCACCGUUGAUCUCCCGUCAGGUAAGGCAGCAAACCGACUGCAGAGAGGCACCAUCGACUGGCGGCUUGUGGGGACUUCGUUGCAACGAUGUGGAAAGACAACAAGCCUGUUUUCUACCUCAGCACGGCACACUCUCCCGAGGAAGGCGGUUUGACAACGAAAAGGAGGAAGAAGGACGGGUCGCAGGAAAUCCUUCCCAGCACACCAUGUGUGAAGGAUUAUGGAAAGUAUAUGGGAGGGGUUGAUAAGUUAGACCAGAACACUCGCCAAAAUAAAAGCAAAAAAACUAUGAGAUGGUAUAGACGUGUUGAGGUGAAGUUAAGAGAAAUUGCCAUUUACAAUGCCUAUGUGAUUGAAGGGACCAUCGUCAACCACACGCCUGAUGGGAAGCGAAAGCGUGACAUGCUGGCCUUCAAGCUUGAGCUGCUGCAUCAACUCAUCGGAGGGUACCGCCAGGACAGGAGGCAGCCAGGUCGUUCCAGAUCAGAGACAUCGUUGGAGCAGGAACGCUUGGAUGGGAACGGUCACUGGCCAGUGCCGUCAGGUAGUGUGGACACCCGGUGUGUGGUUUGUGUCAAGAUGCACACUGCGUAUAGUGUACAGCACCCAGGUACAAAGUAUGCUGACAAUCCUUUCAAACGAGUAAAGUCAUCAAUUAAGUGCUCAAAGUGCAAUGUCCCUCUGUGUGUAAGUACCACAAAGUCAUGCUUUAUGAACUACCACACUAAAGUGUAGUAUUGGCGGUAAGUUGUUUGUCCUGUAGACAAGCAUGAAAGGUUUGAAAGCUGCUGUUCAUGAAAUCUCCACUAUUUACCAUUGCUUAUCAUUGUGUGUGUACAUAUUGAUAUAUUUAUUUAUUUAUUUAUUUAUUUAUUUAUUAAUUACUAUUUAUCCAUAUUCAUUGAAUAUUUACAGUUAUGUUUCUGUUGUCAUAAAUUAUUUUUGUACAGAUUUCUUUGUGUAUAUAUGGUGCUAUAUUUAUUGUCUUCCUUUUCAAACUCAUCUCUUUUCUUUCAUUUCUUCAGG
Haliotis rubra (blacklip abalone) is the source of this 2389-nucleotide messenger RNA. Its product is annotated as piggyBac transposable element-derived protein 4-like. The transcript has a single exon. NCBI's taxonomy places the organism in Eukaryota, Metazoa, Mollusca, Gastropoda, Lepetellida, Haliotidae. The record is from RefSeq and is a predicted model, not a curated record. The coding region runs from base 324 to 1517 and encodes 397 amino acids.